This is a messenger RNA of Xenopus tropicalis (tropical clawed frog), 5048 nucleotides long. It is a transcript of the gene tspan4, whose product is annotated as tetraspanin 4. The record is from RefSeq and is a predicted model, not a curated record. Lineage: Eukaryota; Metazoa; Chordata; Amphibia; Anura; Pipidae. Gene Ontology annotation, cellular component: membrane. The transcript has 7 exons. Bases 631 to 1623 code for a protein of 330 amino acids.
AUGCAUAAAUAAGCCAGUAGGAGAAGUCUCUCUCUCUCUCCCCCUCGCACUCUCUGUUCAGAUUCAGGAGUUGACCACAGAGAAACUGCUUCCACUGCAUGCAGAAAAGAGAGAGCUAGGGAAAGGAGGGAAGGAGCUUUGGAAAGAGAGAGAGAGUGUGUUGGUGAGCGUGUGUGUAUGCCGGUAUGUGGAGUAGAGGAGAGCAGUGUGAAUGAAGCUCAUUCCGUGUGUGUGAGAGAUCGCAGAGAGGAUGAGAGAUAAGUGAGCGAGAGAAGAGAAGCGGCUGCAGCAGGAGAAACAGGGACAUGCCACCUGCACCUCUGAGAUAUCUAGGAGCUCAUGUGUCCUGCACAGAGACAUGCCGAGGAGGCGAGAGGGGACCUUCCUAACUCACUGCUUUAGGGAUUUCCUGAUGGCAUGGGCACUUAUGCUGGAGAGGGAUUGGUACUCUGAAUUAUAACUCUGACUCUAAAGUACUUGCUCUCUGCAUCACCCACAUUCGGAUAAUGGGACUGUGAUUUUCCCCAUGGAUUGACAUUACAAAUUAAGUUUAAGGGGGGGAAACCCUUUCAAGUUAAAAGCUUCAGCUCCCCCUAUCCAGCUCUACAGGACAGUACACCCAGCUAAGCCAUGAGACGGUCGAGUACUGAUGAAUCCACUUACCAUCGCAGUCCAUCCCUGGACAGCAAGGACUACUCUCUGCCUAAGGGGGGUGCCUUCCGCCGUUACAGUAGCCUCUACGGAGGCCAAUUUGGGGCAUCAGCAGGUGGUUCCUUUUUUGGGUUCCACACCAAUCCAGGUCCCAAAGCCACCAAAUCCAAGUACACUUCCCCAAAGGGAAACAAAUACGUGGUGUUUUACUUGGAUCUCUCCUUCAUUUUCCUCCUAGAGCUGAAGAGGUGCAGGAUGGCUCAGAACUGCCUACACUGUAUGAAAUAUCUCAUGUUCGUCUUCAACCUCCUCUUUUGGCUGGGCGGCUGUGGGAUCCUUGGAGUCGGUAUCUGGCUUGCUGUCACACAGGGUAACUUUGCUACCCUCUCGUCGUCCUUCCCCUCACUGUCAGCUGCCAACAUCCUUAUUGCCACAGGGACUAUAGUGAUGAUUGUGGGGUUUCUGGGUUGCAUUGGAGCCAUUAAGGAGAACAAAUACCUUCUGCUAAGUUUUUUCAUCUUGUUGCUGAUCAUAUUCCUCCUGGAGCUCAUUGUGGUCACCCUGUUCUUUAUCUACACAGACAAGAUUGAUAGAUACGCACAGCAAGACCUGAAGAAGGGUCUCCAUCUGUACGGCACAGAGGGGAACAUUGGCCUGACCAAUGCAUGGAGCAUCAUUCAGACUGACUUCCGAUGCUGCGGAGUCGCUAAUUAUACGGAUUGGUUUGAGGUGUACAACGCCACUCGUGUCCCCGACUCUUGCUGCCUGGAAUUCAGUGAAAACUGCGGCCUGCACUCCCCUGGCACUUGGUGGAAAUCGCCAUGUUAUGAUACAGUGAAGAUUUGGCUCCAUGAGAAUCUCUUGGCAGUUGGGAUUUUUGGCCUGUGCACCGCGCUAGUUCAGAUCCUGGGACUGACCUUUGCUAUGACCAUGUACUGUCAGAUGGCAAAAACAGACACCUACUACGCCUGAGCUCAUCCCAGCACUCCCCGGAGCUUCCAUCUCAGAGGCGCACAAGGCAGGAACCAAACCAAACGGCUCUGACACCCAAUCUUCCUUCCUUCUAUCCAUCCCUCAGCUUUGACUUGAGCAGCCUCCCUUGUGUAAUGGACCACUGACAAUUCACAGCUUUCUCCAAGGAUGGUGCAGAGAUUGGGGGUAUGACAGCUAGGAAGAAACUGGUACCCAGGAGGGAGCCAUAUGGGUGAUGGACAUGAUCACCAUGUUUCAUGGAACAAGGCAGUGGGAUUUAUACAGCAGAUGUUGGUCCACAAGGAAGAGGUGACCACAUUUCUCCUUCUAUCUUAUUCUUCUUCUUAUGUGGUACUGCAGAUGCCAUCUUUACCCAUCCUGGCCCAUCGGUACUGCCAUCAGAGCACUGGCAGAGCUAAUGCAGAAAGCUGAAAGGAAUUCAUUGCUAGCCAUGCAGUGAUGAAAAGGUUAACUACAAAUACCUGGAGGGGAAAGGGGAAAACGGCCGCACUAAGCCAUCCGAUGCCACUAAGCACCACCAUUAUGUGCACAGGAGCAUGGACAGCAGCGCUGUUACUUAAUGAUGCGCGUUUUAUGCCUCCCAGUUACAUUAAAGCUUGUGCGACUCCCACAGCGUGGCUAAUGGCCGGAACAGCCGUGCAACCAUCGCCUGCAUUGGGGAUUGUUUGCUGUGUUUGCACAAGUCUUAAAGUAACCUAUCCUUAAAGGUGAAGGAAAAUGAUCCUUAAGGUGAUAAAAAAAAAGAAUUGCAGAUCAAAGGGCAACUAAGCGCAUCAUUGUAUCACCUUGAUAUAAUCAACAGCGACCGGUACAUUCCGAUUCCGUAACCACUGCAGUUCUAUUAUGUUUCAUUCCCACACGCCACAUAGACAGCUGAGUAACUACACAGCGUAUUUCUGCCAUUUCCAACCACUCCAUUCCUGAGCCCCUUUUUUUAAUUUAAUUGCUGGCAGCAAUGUAAAGAUCUGGGCACACUGGAGUGUAGCUGCCUGCAGGCAAUGGAGGGGGGGGGGGACUAAUAGAUAAAGUGGCUUUGCUGGUGGAAUGGGAUGGAAUAGGGUAUGUGUCAGGAUGCUGAGCUCACUUCUUCCCAAUGCUUUCCUACAAAGCUUCCGUUUGUCAGGCCAUGUGGUUUCUAAAUAAGGAUCUUGGCUUGCCCGGGGCACAUUGCACUGCUGAUACUGAUGCCAGCACUCACCUUCCUGUUAUGAAUAACACAGAAAAGAUGCACGUCUAUGGCAACUACAAACAUCUGCAGUUCCCAAAUGAGUGUUCUAGCUGGAAGCACAAAGAUGGAGGGGUCACUGUGCUUAGAGGGGCGGUGGGCACUUACUGAUGGGACUCUUCCAGCUCAUUCUGUGUGUUAGCAGACUAAGCUUUACUAAUGAUAGCCAGAGGUUAUGGGCAGGACCUGCCUUAUGGCACAGCUGCUGACAGGUGUCACUCAAGUGACAAAGUUAUUAGUCCCAAACCAAGGGCAGUUGGACUUUGUUGUUAUAACAGCUGCUACUCUUUUGGGAAGACUGUUCCACUAACAGUAACAACAUUGCCUUCAGCCUCAACCUUUUUGACCCACUAUUAAUUGUAAAAACCAGUUGGGGAGCAACACAAGCAUGAAUAAUGUUCCUGGGGGUGCCAGAUAAGGGCUGUGAUUGGCUAUUUGUAGCCCUAUCUGAACUGGCAGCCUACACAAUGCCCUGUUUGAUAGUAAACCUGUUUUUAUGCAACCAAAAUUUGACCCAAUUCAAAAAUAAGCCCCUGCUGUGAGACCACUGGGAGCAACAUCCAAGGGGGUGGGGAGCCACAUGUUGCCCCUGAGCCACUGGUUGGGGAUCACUGCUCUAGAACAUUAGCAUGGAAACCGGGCGUCAGGCCUGAUGCUCACUAGGCACCCCAACUCAUCCUACAAACCCACUCUGUAGGAAUCUUCCAUUGUCCAUGGGGGUUCUUAUCCUGCUGAAACAUGAAAGGCUCUUCCCCAAAUGGCUGCCACAAAUAGGAAGCGCAGAUUAUCAUUGUAUGAUGUUGCACCUGGCUGUGUGGCUUAUAGGCAAUACUUAGAUGGGAUGCUCACUUACCUACGGACUUUUAGCGUGUCUUUGAGUGAAGCACGACCGCAAGAUGGCAAAAACCCUGUUUAGCACUUAAAAGUGGGAGUUAAAAGAGUGCAGUGAGCAAAGUGCUUUUUCUUCUUUCCCACAAUGCACUGUUUUAUUCCCAGAAUUUGGAUGCACAUGUAAUGCCCUGUAAUCUCUUUAUUAUCUCUGCUGUCAGUAAAAACUCAUAAAACUCCCCAAACUGGCUUUGUUUAUACAGAAGCACAAAAUCACUCUUAUGGUUACCCCAACACCGGUUCCUUCAUUUACCAAUAUAGUUCAGCAUAGGAACAGUAGCCCAUGGGAAUCUUGCUAAUGAGUGGGUUCUUGCGCAGAGUUACCACCUGUUCAUUUCUAACAUGGCUCUACCAGGCCAGUACUCGUGUCAGUGAUCCAUUUCCGGCUCUGUCAGCAUUACUGGCACCACCCCUAAUCCUUUCAUACCCCUUAUAGAACCUUAUUCAGCCAAACAGAAGGCAGUGUAACCCCCAGCCACCUUAAAUCCAGUAGAAGAGAAUCAGGUUGCCAGGCCAUUUGCCACAGGAAUCCCCCCAAAGGGCUGCAGUACUGUGACCCAGAUCGUGGGCACCCCCUACAGUAGGGAUUAGGGAUUAUCCUACAAUGGGAUUGUGAACCUCACAGCACCUUCAGCCCAGAUGAAGGAAGGAAAGUAGUUGUGUGUAUCCAUGGCUGUACUGUAUGUGCAUCUGUGUUUCUUUCUCUGUGUGUCUCUGCUCCAGUACACGGUUCUGCUUGAGUUCUACUCUGAGCACAGCUGACGGGCUGCGCAUUGGGCAAUUGCUGCCAUCAUCUAACCCAACUGUCAGCUUCUUGGCCAACUGCAGCCAUCAUACUGUACCUGCUAUCCCCCCUACUUUUCCUACCUACAUCUGUUUCUCAGUGGGACCCCCUAGAGGACCCCUUCUGUUUGGUGUCAGCUCUGAGGCAGAAGUUCUACCCUACACAGCACCUGCUCCCUGUAGUUAGUGAGGCACAAGCAAUGCUACGGGCAAACUCUUUGCUGUUCAACUCUAUGUAGACCAAGGUCUGUGUGAAUUCCCUUUAUUGCCGGAGGGGCUGGCAGUGCAGCGAAUGCUUUACCGGUUCCUCGGCACAUGUUAAUUUUCUUUUAUGUCUAUAUUUUUGAAUUAUGUGACAGAUUUUGCUGAUGAGAUGAUUGCAGGGGGGGGGGGUUAUUUCCCACUGUAACACCCGUCUCUCUAUUUACAGUGUACAUAAGUAUAUACAUAAUUUAUGCAAGAGGUAUAGUGAAGGAUUUGUUCUAAUAAAAGACGUUUAUCAUAAUGA